AUGGUAACAAAAGAAAACCCAAGCAGAACAGAAAAGUUGAAUUAACACACUAAACAAAAAGAUUUUUUCAAAAAUAGACCAAUCUAUCCUGCUGUUCUUGCCUUCACAAACAGAAGGAAGACUGUGAAAACUGCAAACUUUCUUCCUCCCCAAAUCCAGCCAUGGAAGUAUUGGCAGCUGUAGUCAGUUCACUGCUGGCAGAACCCUGCCGCCAAAUCUUCUCUUAUGUCCGUUUGAAGAUACAAAGAUCCCUCCAUUUCCAGUCCUACUUUGAUGAUCUGGACCUGCACAUAAGGGAUCUGAUUACCAGGAGGGAGACAGUGAGAAAAGAUCUUGAAGUGGCAGAGAAAACAGGUCUAAUACCAAGAGCCCAUGUACAAGAUUGGUUGAUAGAAGUCAACAAGAUUGAAGCUGAAAUUACUGCCACAAAAGAAGGGAUCAAAGAGAACAGUAUUUGUUCUUGUGUAAAUUUUCGCUCCUCUAAUUCAAGUUUUAGGAAAAGCCUUAGAGAAUUGGUGAUGAAAAAGACUGUGAUCGCAAAAGGAUUGAUUGAAGCGGGCAACUUUCCAGAUGGGGUGGCUGCUGCUAUAAGAGCUGAGCAUAUUCCAGGACCAUCCAUUGAAUAUCAAUCAACAGCAGCUAGAAAUAUAGCUCAAGUUUUGGAGUUAUUGAGCAAUGAUGAAGCUAAAAGCAUUGGAGUAUGGGGUAUGGGAGGAGCUGGAAAGACUACUCUAGUGGCUAAUGUGAACAAUAAGCUCAAAGGUUGUGCUUCUUUGUUGAAACAACCUUUUAGCAUUGUGAUAUGGGUUACAGUAUCUAAUAAAUUGGAAGAAACAUCAGAUUUGAAAAGGGUGCAGAAGCAAAUUGCAGAUAGGUUGAAGAUGACACUUCCGGCUCAUGAAGAGGUAAUGAGAACUGCAAUUCAGUUGCAUGAAAGGCUUAAAAAGGAGAGGUUUCUGUUGAUACUUGAUGAUGUCUGGCAUCCAAUCAAUUUAGACACUGUCGGUAUUCCUCGACUUGAAAUUUCUAGAGGUAGCAAAAUCUUGUUGACUACUAGGUUUUCUGAAGUUUGUAGAGCAAUGAUGACUGAUAGGAUACUGAAAAUUGAGCUCCUGAAUGAACAGGAAUCUUGGCAAUUGUUUUGUGAAAAUGCAGGGGAGGUAGUGAACUCAAAACACAUCGAACCUCUCGCGAAAGAGCUUACAAGAGAAUGCUGUGGACUCCCUUUGGCGAUAUGUGUUGUUGGGGCAUCAAUGAGAGGCAAGUAUGUGGUUGAGCUAUGGCAAGAUGCAGCAAACACGUUACGCAUGUCUGAGCCUGUGAAUAAAGGAAUUGCAAAGGACUACUUAAUAGAUAUAGAUGAACUCAUAUGGUACUGGCUUGCCGAAGGCUUACUUGAUGAUAACUUGAAUUUAAAGCAAGUUAGAAACCGCGGAAUCAGUAUGAUUGAAUGUCUUAAAGAUCAUUGCUUGUUAGAAAGCGGCCACAGGAAAGCAACCGUGAAGAUGCAUGACAUUGUGCGCGAUGUUGCAGUAUGGAUCGCGACAUCUUCAGAUGAAGGCUGCAAAUCUGUCAUCAAGUCCGGACUUGGACUAAGAAGAAUGACAAGAGAAACAAUCCUAGUGGAAGCCAAGAGACUAUCUUUCAUGUGCAACAAUAUACAUAUUUUGCCAGAAUCUUUUAACACAUACUCUUCUGCAUCAACUUUACUUUUACAAGGUAAUGAAUCCCUAGAGCAUAUCCCUGAGGAGUUCCUGCAAGCAUUCUUGUCUCUCAAAGUGUUGGAUUUAAGCGGCUGCAGCAUUAAAUCACUGCCUCAAUCUUUUGGAGAACUCAUUGAACUUCGAGCUCUAAUCAUUUCUCAAUGCAAGUAUUUAGAAGAAAUACCAUCAGUUAGGAAGCUUGGUAAACUCCAACUGCUAAAUUGCCGCAGCACAAACCUUAAAGCAUUGCCGGAAGGGAUGGAAAGAUUGACCAACCUAAGGCAAUUAGACCUGUCCGAUAUAAACAACACGACAGUCAUUAGGGCGGGCACUCUAGCCGCUUUGUACAACCUGGAGAUUCUAAGCAUGAGAAAGAGCACAAACAAAUGGCUUUUCCAGGGAAAUGAGUCAGAGGGACCUUCCCUGAUUGGAGAAAUACUCUCACUCGAGCGACUAAAUUAUUGCGACAUUACUCUGUCGGGCAUUCCAGGCAACAUUUCACCUGAAGAUCCUUUACUCCACCAAAUGAACAAACUGGAGAGAUUCAGAGUCCAUGUUGGAGGGAUUCACCGUCAUUCUUCACCCAUCGAUUAUGAAAGCCAAAGAAGUGUGACUCUUACUGGCCUCCAUUUUUCAGAUGAGUGGAUUGGAUGGUUGAUCUCCAAUGCAACGUCUCUCCAGUUGGUUCGUUGUGAGGGGCUAAAUAAAAUGUUUCAAAAUAUAGCCCUUCACAGCAGCGCUGCCGGUAGUUUUCGCAGUUUACGCAAACUGGAGAUUGUACAUUCUAACAGUAGCUUUGAGCUGACAGCAACUGAGGAUAUGAAGUUUGAUCUUCUACCAAAGCUGGAGAUGCUUUGCCUUCGCGAUCUCUCCAGAAUCACAUGCAUUUCGCGAUUAGCCGAACACCUUGGACUGAAAUUUCAGAAGCUGAGAUGCAUCAGGAUAGCACGAUGCCCGAAACUGAAGUAUGUACUCACUGUUGGUGGAUCAAUUCGGCAACUAGGACAACUGAAAGAAAUCAGCGUGGAUUCAUGCGAGGAAUUGGAAGAGCUUUUUCGUUGCGAUAUCUUCACAGUAGAUGCUGCUUUUCCAAACCUGCAGAUAACUAGGUUAACAAACCUUCCCGAAUUGCGGGGAUUCUGUAAUGAAAGUAUGGUUCGAUGGCCAAGUAUGGAGAAACUGGAAGUGAUGAAGUGCCAUCUCCUGAGAAGGGUAUCUGGUAAAAUACAAAAUGCAAAUUCUCCCAUGGAAAUAUGAGGAGAACCACACUGAUUCACUGCUUCAUUGAUCCAGUCAUCCAGGAAACAUUUCUACCUGCUUUUAGUUUUCUGUCAAGUUACAUUUUGCGACAAAAGUGCAAAUCUAAAAUGUUUCUUUCAGUUUUAGGCCAAAUUCUAGAUCCAGGUUUGAUUGGGUUUACUUUUGAGAUUUUAAAAGGAUGUAGUUAUUACUAGUCUUAUUACUAUCAUAAGCAUGAGUAUAUAUACUACUAACAC
Oldenlandia corymbosa var. corymbosa is the source of this 3199-nucleotide messenger RNA. The record is from the annotation of a GenBank genome assembly. Lineage: Eukaryota; Viridiplantae; Streptophyta; Magnoliopsida; Gentianales; Rubiaceae.